This is a messenger RNA of Helobdella robusta, 549 nucleotides long. RefSeq lists its product as hypothetical. Lineage: Eukaryota; Metazoa; Annelida; Clitellata; Rhynchobdellida; Glossiphoniidae. The transcript is spliced from 3 exons. The coding region runs from base 1 to 549 and encodes 182 amino acids. The record is from RefSeq and is a predicted model, not a curated record. Gene Ontology annotation, biological process: protein dephosphorylation. Gene Ontology annotation, molecular function: protein tyrosine/serine/threonine phosphatase activity. Gene Ontology annotation, cellular component: cytoplasm.
AUGGCCGCGACUACAAGAAACACGAACGAUCAAAUUGACCGAGUCCUCGAUCAUUUGUACAUCGGAUCCGUCUUCUCCCUAUCACUUGAAAACAUAAAAAGAGCAAACAUCAAACUCAUCAUAGACUGCACUGUUGAAGGAAAUGGCAAAGUAUUUCCUGGCGUGGAGCAAAUUCAAAUUCCAAUUGACGACAGUUUCAAUGUUAACAUUGCUACUUUUUUCGACUUGUGUGCGGACGCUAUUGAUGCUUGCCAGAAACGAGGUGGUAGUACUUUGAUCCACUGCACAGCUGGCAUCAGUCGGUCGGCCACAUUUUGCAUUGCCUAUCUCAUGAAGUACAAACGAAUGCGGCUGCGUCAAGCUUACAAUAGGUUGAAGUCCGUUCGAUACGUCAUAAGGCCGAAUGAAAAUUUCUUCGAGCAGUUGAUACUCUAUGAACUGACUCUUUUCGGCAGCAAUACAGUUUCAAUGAUACAAUCUAUGUUUGGUAGAAUACCUGAUGUGUACGGUAGAAACAUUUAUAAUUUUGUUCCAGUAUUCGGUCAAUAA